Molecule: messenger RNA, 6778 nt
Organism: Quercus lobata
Lineage: Eukaryota; Viridiplantae; Streptophyta; Magnoliopsida; Fagales; Fagaceae
Gene: GCT
Product: RNA polymerase II transcription mediator
Exons: 23
Coding region: 466-6393 (1975 amino acids)
Biological process (GO): positive regulation of transcription by RNA polymerase II
Cellular component (GO): mediator complex
Molecular function (GO): transcription coactivator activity
Source: RefSeq, a predicted model, not a curated record
UCCGUUGACACGAACUAGCAGAGGCUCCCCCGACAUAACUGGGAAAUGGGGAAAAUGAGAUAAAAAGGAAUCAAAUCUAUGAACCCGACCUCUUUCAUUCUUUGAUUACUACUAUUUAUUGAUUCUUUCAAUCUCGACCCUUAGAUUCAAUAAAAACUGUUGAACUGUUUUUACUCUCCCCAACUACACUCAAAACCAAUUCUACUUUCUCAACCCAAUCUCUCUCUCUCUCUCUCCCUCUACCUGUUUGUUUCGCGAGAAAAAAAAUAAAAACAAAAACCUUCGGAAUCGACUAACAAGGAGAGCGAAUUCUCGAACUCGUUUCCGACUUCUUCGAUUUUGUCCGUACAACUGCUCCGCGGGACAAACGGCUGGGAAAAAAAUACCAUGCGUGCCCUAGCGUAGUUGUUGCAGUGCUGAGAAGCUUUUUUUUUCAGUGAGGGAGCUUCACUGCAAAUUGAAGUCAUGUGGACCAAUGUUUUCAAAAUUGGAAAUCUUAAUCAAAUAUCAUGGUUCCAGUUUCUUCCUCAUGAAGCAGAUUUGAACCCUCUACCUGAUAAAGGUGUGAAAGUAGAGCAAAAAGAUACCGCUACAUUGUUGGUGCUUUCAUCGCAUCUGCAGUUACAAAAGGAAGGAUUUCUCAGCACCUGGACCAAUUCCUUUGUGGGGCCCUGGGAUCCAUCUCAGGGUUUGCACAAUCCUGAUGAGAAAAUCAAGCUAUGGCUUUUUCUUCCUGGGCAUCAUUCAUCUGUUGUUGAAAACACUCAAGGUGCAGUCUCCAGAUUAAGAGUUGUUGCAUCUGGAAUUUGGUUGGCUCCUGGGGAUUCCGAAGAGGUUGCUGCUGCCCUUUCACAGGCUUUAAGGAAUCGUAUAGAAAGAUCACUGAUUGGACUUUCCUACAUGAGAUUUGGAGAUGUAUUUUCGAAGUAUUGUCCAUCUCAAAGCGAGGAAAUUUUGAGGAAAGGGCAACCUACGGUUGAGUUCAUCUUUGCUGCCACAGAAGAGGCAGUCUUUGUACAUGUUCUAGUAUCAGCAAAGCAUAUCAGGGCACUGUCAAGUGGUGAAGUUGAAAGAGUAUUAAACCGUUCGUCCAAUAAUUCCGGUUACAGACUUCCAGUGAUUGUUUCUCCUCAUGGAAUUCGUGGUAGGCUUACUGGAUGUUGUCCAAGUGAUCUUGUCAAACAAGUGUUUUUCAGUUCUGGCAGGUUUAAGACUUCAAAUGGAUUUAUAGGUCUACCACAUCAUGUUUCUCAAGGUUCUGGUUGCCAGAUGAGGGGCCAAAAUUGUUAUGUUGAAGUUACUCUUGGCUGCCCUAGAUCUGGAAGUGACAAUGCGUUGCAAUCAAACACCGUUUCCACGAGAAAUUUGCCCAAGAAUCAUGUUGCUGAAUCUCCUGCUGUUGGAAGAGGUGAUCAGAAGGGAUCACCGGAUCAAUUACCAGUAUAUGAGAAGACAUUCAUAUAUCCAGCUGAGGCAGUGCUUGUCCCAGUCUUGCAUACAUCAUUUGCCCGAUCUUCUCUGAAAAGAUUUUGGCUACAAAAUUGGAUAGGGCCUUCAUUACCUGGAUCAUCUUUCUUUAUGCACUGUGCUAGCAAUAUGGAUUUCAUGGAAGGAUCAACGGCUGAAAUCAAUGGAAUACACACCAGGCAUGGUUAUAAUAGUAGUAGCAAUAGUAACACCAGCAGUAUUGGCAGCAUAAGCAGCAGCUCCAGUGAGAGUGAUCACAAGAUGUCCGCAGGAGCCAGAGAACUUGAGGCAGAUGCUGAUUCUUUAACAUGUAGACAGUCUGGUUUAUCUUCUAAUGAUCAGUCGGAGAAUGAUUGCACAAAAAUGGGUUCGAAGCGUCCUCGAACUGGGAUGGGUGCAGCUACAAAUGCUCUUGUGCAAGAUGCAAGCAAGUCUGAUUUUAGUUCCAUGGACGUCAACAAUUCUGCCAUAACAGGAGUUGCAAAUGAGCAGAUUGUAUCUCAAUGGGAUUGGGAUGAUGAUGACAGAGGUAUGCCCAUGGAUAUCCAAGCUCUGCUUUCUGAGUUUGGAGAUUUUGGCGACUUCUUCGAAAAUGACACUUUGCCUUUCGGGGAGCCCCCAGGAACUGCAGAAUCACAGGCGCUUAUCUUUUCUGCACCAGAUUGCGGAGAUGUAGGUAGUAGUCCAGUUGGGAUGAUGGAUGUUUGUGAUCAGAUGCUAUUGCCUGGGAAUUUUCAAUCCUUUGAGAAUUUUGAUCCACCUCCUCCAGUAGCCCAAGAGGAGAGUCUCUGCAAAAAUCAUGAAGUCGCAAAUAACAGUCUGUCGUCAGGUCUGGUGAACCACACUGCAGCAUCUUCUACAGGUGAGUUUGAUCAUAUAAUAAAAGCUGAAGCACUGUUGACAUUUGCUUCUGAAUAUGGAGCUGUGGAGACCCCUACAAGUGAGUUGUCCUCAUCGAUUUUCAGAAGUCCAUAUUUUCCAAAAUCUCGAAAAGUUGAGAGUUCAAAUUCAAGUCCUAACAAUUACAUUUAUGGUGCAACACCACCCUAUUCUCCUUGCUAUGAUGGAUCUGAUGAGAAGACUAGCAUGGCCAUGAACUCAAAACCAUGUCCUAGCGACUCAAAAAAAUAUUACACUCAUGUUGAUGCAGGGAAAGAGCAACAUGAUAAAAGAUCAUUUUCAGGUAAUAAUAGUAUUCUUACAUCUGAGGGGGCGGCACCUUCUACAUUUUCUAAUCUCAAUUCUACAAAUGCUGUUAAAUCUUCCCUGAGGAAAGUGACUGAAGGCACCCUUGAAGUGGCACAUUUCCUUUUGUCUAUGAAGACAGUGCUUGCAACAGAAGUUGAAUGCAUUAUGUUCCAGGCCUCCAUGUGCAGGAUUAGGCACACACUAUUAGCUUCCAGUAGCCUUUCACCUAUUGGUUUUAGUAGAUUAACUGGAAGUACCGUUUUGAAUCACCUGCCUGGUGACCAGGGUACCAUGACAGAUGAUAUAUCUGGCAAAUAUGAGGUGAAAAAGAAAGAAUCUAUACCAGUUAGAAUAGCUGGUGAUUUUGAUGGGGGAGUGCUGGAUGGGCACCUGAAUGCACCUGUUGGUGUCUGGCGCUCUGUUGGAGUUCCUAAAGUUUCAAAGACCUCAAAUUCUCCAAGUAUGGAAGUUAGCGCUUCCUUGCCUCAUAAUUCAUUCCAUGAGGAAGGUAUCCUUUCUUUUGGGAAAAGGCAACCGCUUCUGGAGCUUCUUGAUGGAAUGGCAUUACUUGUCCAACAAGCUACUUCCUCUGUUGAUCUGGCCCUAGAUGGAGACUGUGGUGAUGGUCCUUAUGGUUGGCUUGCAUUACAAGAGCAGUGGAGGCGGGGGUUUUCUUGUGGGCCUUUUAUGGUUCAUGCAGGUUGUGGGGGGACACUGGCUUCAUGUCAUUCCCUAGACAUUGCUGGUGUGGAGUUAGUGGAUCCACUUUCUACUAAUGUUCAUGCUUCGUCUGCAAUUAGUUUGUUGCAGUCAGACAUAAAGACUGCCUUAAAAUCCGCCUUUAACACUUUGGAUGGGCCAUUAUCUGUCACUGAUUGGUGCAAAGGCCGCAAUCAAUCAGGUGAUGCUGGAAGUGCAGGUGAUGGAUUUUCUGCUGAUUCUUCUAUGAGUGAAUGUAGAGAUUCUUUGAGUACUGUAACACAUUCUGUUGCAGAGCCAAUAAGCCCAUCCCAGUCUUCUGCUGGUGGAUUAUCUGGCCUUAAAGUGUCUAGUGCCAUGGAUGGAGCUAAGGUGGAUGAGUCAUCCCAAAGGAGAUCUAACCAAGAAAUCUGUAAUUCAGAUUCAGAGCAGCAACUAUGCACCCGGCUAAGACCAACACUUUUCGUGCUUCCUUUGCCUGCUAUACUUGUUGGGUACCAGGAUGAUUGGCUUAAGACGUCCGCAAGCUCCCUACAAGUGUGGGAGAAGGCUCCUCUUGAACCAUAUGCUUUGCAGAAACCUAUUACUUACAGUGUUAUAUGUCCUGACAUUGAUCCACUUACUACUGCUGCUGCUGAUUUUUUCCAACAACUAGGAACUGUCUACGAGACAUGUAAACUGGGUAGUCAUUCACCACAAUGUUUGGGAAACCAAAUGGAAAUAGAUUCUGGAAAAGGGUCAUCUUCUGGUUUUGUUCUACUGGAUUGUCCUCAAUCAAUGAAGAUAGAAAGCAGUAAUGCAUCUCUUGUGGGCUCAAUAAGCGAUUAUUUUCUUUCCCUUUCAAAUGGUUGGGACUUGACGAGCUAUCUCAAGUCACUUUCAAAGGUUCUAAAAGGCUUGAAACUUGGUCCAUGCUUGUCCACAAAUCCAAAAGAAGGAAGCAGCGGUCCUUGUAUGGUAAUAUAUGUGGUGUGCCCUUUCCCUGAGCCUAUUGCAGUUCUACAAACUGUUAUUGAAUCUUCUGUUGCUGUUGGAUCAGUCAUUCUCCAAUCAGAUAGAGAGAAAAGAUUGAUAUCGCACAGUCAGGUUGGGAAGGCUUUAAGCUGCUCAGCAGCCGUGGAUGAAGCAACAAUAUCAAAUGUUCUAGUACUUUCGGGGUUUAGUAUUCCUAAAAUAGUACUGCAGAUUGUGACAGUUGAUGCCAUUUUUAGAGUUACUAGUCCAUCACUUCAUGAGCUUGUCAUUCUUAAAGAGACAGCCUUCACUGUUUACAACAAAGCUCGUAGAAUUUCGCGAGGAUCCUCUAAUGAUAUGGUCCAGUCAUCAUCAUUAUCUAGUAGAUCUUCCUCAGUCAUGACACAAAUGUCUUCUCCUAUUUCAGGGAUGUGGAAGGACUGUGUAGGUCCUCGAAUUACUGGGCAUUCCCUUCCAAGAGAGGGUGAAAUCGAUGCUAGCCUUAGGGCUGGUGCUUGGGAAAAUUCUUGGCAAACAACAAGGACUGGGGGGUUAAGUUGUGAGCCAAUUAGAACUGGAGAUUACUCCCUGCAAGAUGAAAUUCGUUACAUGUUUGAACCUCUUUUUAUUCUAGCAGAACCUGGUUCUGUGGAGCAUGGAGUUUCACCUGCAAUUUUUGGUAACAUAGUAUCAGAAUCUUCAAAGCCUGAUGAUAGUGUUGCAGGCUUUAUGCAGGGUUCAAGUUCAGCAGGAAGUGCAGAUGCUGGAUCAAGCUCUCAACUUGAUGGAUCUGAACCUGAUGGCUUUGGAUCUAGCCAUCAAAAGACUCCUCCAAGCCUGCAUUGUUGUUAUGGAUGGACAGAGGAUUGGCGUUGGCUAGUAUGCAUCUGGACAGAUUCAAGGGGAGAAUUGCUUGACAGCCAUGUAUUCCCCUUUGGUGGAAUCAGCAGCAGGCAGGACACAAAGGGUCUGCAAUGCCUUUUCAUUCAAGUUCUGCAGCAAGGCUGUCAGAUACUUCAGGCCUGCUCUUCUCCUGAUAUUGGUGUAGCCAAGCCUAGAGAUUUUGUGAUUGCACGCAUUGGAAGUUUCUUUGAACUUGAAUACCUAGAGUGGCAGAAAGCCAUUAAUUCAGUUGGGGGUUCUGAGGUGAAAAAAUGGCCUCUUCAACUGCGACGAUCUGUGCGUGAUGGAAUUCUUGCAAGCAGUAAUGGUGCAUCCUUACAGCAACAGGAAAUGAGUUUGAUUCAAGAGAGAAACCUACCUUCCUCACCUAGUCCUUUGUAUAGCCCUCACACCAAAGCUUCUGGAUUUAUAAAAGGUGGUUUAGGACAACCUGCAGCUAGAAAGCAGCUUAUGGGUGGCCAUACUGUGGUUGACAGCUCUAGAGGUUUGCUUCAGUGGGUGCAGAGUAUCAGUUUUGUUUCACUUUCAAUUGACCAUUCUUUACAUUUAGUUUUUCAAUCAGAUUCGUCAUCCCCUGGAGGUACUCAAGGUGGUAGUAGUAUGGGGCCAUCAGGCUAUCAUGAAGGGUUUUCCCCUGUAAAGUCUCUCGGUGCUACAUCUGCUUCAUACAUUUUGAUCCCAUCACCCAGCAUGCGCUUUCUCCCUCCAUCACCUCUUCAGCUCCCAACAUGCCUCACUGCUGAGUCACCUCCCCUGGCCCAUCUCCUUCACAGCAAGGGCUCUGCAAUUCCACUUUCCACUGGUUUUGUGGUUUCAAAAGCUGUACCUUCCAUGAGGAAAGACUAUAGAAGCAACUUGAAAGAAGAAUGGCCUUCUGUUCUUUCUGUCAGUCUUAUUGAUUAUUAUGGAGGCACUAAUAUUUUGCAAGACAAAAUUUUUCGAGGUGUCCACAAAGGUAGGAAUUUAAGCUCAGAGGCUAAAGAUUUUGAAAUUGAAACCCAUUUAGUUCUUGAGUCUGUUGCAGCAGAGCUUCAUGCGCUAUCAUGGAUGACUGUUAGCCCUGCAUACUUAGAGCGACGAACUGCAUUACCUUUCCACUGUGACAUGGUUUUAAGACUCAGAAGGCUUCUUCAUUUUGCUGAUAAAGAGAGCUCUCGGCAGCCAGAGAAGUCACAAGUGUAGGCUACAAUAGAAACUUGAAAAUGACUUUGGCUGGUUUAUUAGUGGGGAUUCUAUUGGAGGAUGAAUACCUGAAUUAGUGUUUAGGUUACUAAUAGUGGGCCUGGUGUUCUAUUCCAAUGUACAAUAUUUGUAACAUGUGAUCUGUAUAUGUAGUUUUAGUCCAAUGAUCCACAGUUUUGAAUUCUCAGAAAGCAAUUUAACAGUCUGGGUAGAAAUAGUUAGGUCUUACUCACCCAAAAAAAAAGAUAGGUGUAACGGUUGUAGCUUUUGACUGAAGAUUUUGAAUGUAUAUGAACGUUCUAGGACAGCUGAUAUUUCGGCUAGUUAAUGUGAUUUGUACAUUUCAAUUAGUACUUUGUUAAUUUGUGGUACUUUUUGAUACUCA